This is a messenger RNA of Xylaria bambusicola, 1866 nucleotides long. RefSeq names its product carbohydrate esterase family 12 protein. The record is from RefSeq and is a predicted model, not a curated record. Lineage: Eukaryota; Fungi; Ascomycota; Sordariomycetes; Xylariales; Xylariaceae. Gene Ontology annotation, molecular function: hydrolase activity, acting on ester bonds. The coding region runs from base 660 to 1463 and encodes 267 amino acids. The transcript has 3 exons.
GGGCUGUUCAUGAUAUUCGAGAGACAUGCAGGCAAUAUUGAAAAUGAGACUAUACAGACCUCACUGUAUGAAACAGAUCAAUGAGACCGUCUCAUUGAGACCCGACGGUCAGGACUUGCAGUCCAAUUGUAUAUUGAGUUAAGUCAAGCCUGGGCGAACUCGAGUCGCGAAUAGUCCUGGGUCAUCGGUGGCGUCGCGGUCGCGGUCCGAAUACAUGAGUUUUCGUUCCAUGUCUGAGCGUAAAGUAGCUGUUGAAGGAUUCUGAUGAUUCUUAAAUGAAAUAUUGUAAGAGAUGGAAAUUUGGCCAAUCUCGCUUCGGCUAGCAUUCAAAGUGAGUACGCUGCUCGAAACGCACGGGGCUUGGGAAACGGCGUGAUUUUCCGUUCAGUGCUUUAUUCACUACUCUUGAUAGUCCGAAGUUCCAAUUUGACUGGUGGAAUUUCAUGCCUGCUCCGCUUUCUCCGGCUCCGAAUUAGGUAUCGUAACCCGGAUGAUGGAUAAAAUCUGGUGUUAUAUUAAGCGCUUGCGUAUGAAAUAUAGGCAUGGAUUCAAGAUGGCUUCUAGCUACUGCCUGUAUAUAGAGUCGCGUUUGCGCCGACCACACGGCCGCGGCAGUCACACCAAUAUCUCUUAGGGUAGUCACGGCGAUCGCGAUCAAAAUGAGGCUCUCUUCACUUGCUACCAUCUUGGCACUUGGUGCACUCCAGGCUGUCGCCACCCCAACGCAGCCCGACUUGGCUCCCCGGGCCACGCCUACGGUCUAUCUAUGCGGUGAUAGCACGAUGGCCAACAGAGGCGCCAACGAUGGGGCUACGGAUGGCUGGGGCCAAUACUUCGGAACCUAUUCCACAGUGACUGUGGUCAACAAGGCCAUCGGCGGCCGCUCAGCUCGCUCUUACUGGAACGAAGGGCGAUUCCAAGAGGUCGCUAACCUCGUUAAAUCCGGCGAUAUCGUCGUCAUUGAAUUUGGACACAACGACGGAGGCUCGCCUAGGUCGAACGACAACGGUCGAUCCGCCUGCCCUGGCACCGGUACGGAGACAUGUACUUCAGACAAAACGGGCGAGGUCGUGUAUACAUUCGUAUUCUACGUGAUCCAGGCCGCGAAGCUCAUGACGGCUAAGGGGGCGACUGUUAUCUUGAGCUCCCAAACCCCCAACAACCUUUGGGAGACGGGAACCUUCGUCGGCGGUGCGCCACGAUUUGUGGGCUAUCAAUUAACGGCGCAGAAGGCAUUGAGUAGCAGCAGCGUCACCUUUGUUGACCACUUCCAGGCUGUAGCUAACACCUACCAAAAGAUUGGAAACUCUGCAACAAAUGCCCUCUACCCGAGAGACCACACUCAUACUAGCCCCCAAGGUGCCAGCUUGGUUGCGCAGGCUUUCACGCAGGCCAUUUACCAAUCGAUGAAUGGCACUACAUCACUCAAGAACUACAUCAAAAACCCGCCAACAGUGUACUAAAGCCUAUAGUCGUAGAUAGCACUCAUCAAUGUCAAACCCUACAUUCCAUGCACUUUGGUAGGCUAUGAGGCCGGCCAGGGCGCAUAAGGAAUCACGUUCAGUGGUUUUUAUGCCGUAGUAACGAAGUUCAUCUAUCGGCGCUACCAAGAGAUACAGCAACCGGCAAAUAGUAAUUUAUUUGGAUCACGAUGUCUAAGAUAGCAGCGAAAGAAAUCUCAAGAAAUACAGAAACAUCGACAACUUUGCCCAGCAACAUAGGGUUGAUUUUCAUCCCGCUAGUCGAGGAACCGGCAACAGAUCACGUUUGCUCCUGAAAUAACGGCGGCAAUGAAGGUCCUUGAUCUUUAGGGCACUACGCCUUAGACACUUAGCAAACAUGUGAAGUGCAGUAUUGGGAUUCUAU